AGAAUAUACUUAAGUGUCACUGGCUUAAUUCGUCUAUCUGUGUCGAAAACAUUGUUGUUAUUUAUUGUUGUAAGUGGUAUGUUGUAGAAAUUUAGGCUCCGAAAUAUGUAUUAACAUUAAAGGGUUCUGUUAAGUCAUUUGAUAUCAACAUAAAGUUGAGUGUUCCAGAUAGCAACACAUUUAAUAAAGUAAAUUUUUUUGCCCACCGAACCAAAAAUAUCCAAUACAUUUCAAUUGUCUGUCAUAUAACCUAGUUGGUAGUUAUGUGAAAUUAUAUUGAAAAAUAUUGCAGUUACACAACUGGUGUAUCGAUUUCAUACUUUAUUCCCAACUAGUGCUGGAAACAGAAUGUUUUAAUCCCUCUUUAGGCAUAAGCCGUUUCUUUUAUACUUGUGUAAGAAUUAAUAAACUACUCUUAGAUUGCUAAAAAAUGGACUUGCAUUGUAAAAAAAAGUUGAGAGUUAUGAUUGAUAUAUUUUACCAACAGUUUUUGUAGUGUUAUUACGAAAGCAAUUCUAUAUAGUUGAACCAGACAAAACACACAAAAAUUUCAAUAGUUGAUGUUUGAAAGAUUAGUCUUUGUUCUAAAUAGCUAUAUUUAAAAAUGAUAAGUAUAAUUAUAGUAGCUUUAGUGUAAAAAUUUUGAAUUAUUGAAAUUUAUGUUAACAAUAAGCUGUAAAAUAGCUUGCAGUACAUAAUGUCUACUAUACCCCAAAUAUCUAGUGGACUCAGUAAGCUCAAGAAAAAGCAUUUUCGAGUAAAACACCAAAAAGUAAAGGUGUUCCGAGCUAACGAACCUCUUCUUAGUAUAUUUAUGUGGGGCAUCAAUCACACAAUAAAUGAGUUAAGUCAUGUUAAUGUUCCCGUGAUGCUAUUACCAGAUGAUUUUAGAGCUUAUAGCAAACUGAAAGUUGAUAACCAUCUCUUCAACAAGGAAAAUAUGCCUUCUCAUUUCAAGAUAAAAGAGUACUGUCCUUUGGUUUUUAGAAAUUUAAGGGAGAGAUUCGGAAUUGACGAUUUGGAUUACAAAGAAUCUAUGACAAGAUCCCAACCUAUCCUUGAUGAGUCUUCUGGAAAAAGUGGUGCUAAAUUCUAUCAGUCAUAUGAUAAACUAUUUAUUAUUAAAACUUUAACGAGUGAAGAGGUUGAAAGAAUGCAUUCAUUUUUGAAACACUAUCAUCCGUACAUUGUUGAACGGCAUGGAAAGACAUUACUACCACAAUACCUUGGAAUGUAUCGAUUAACAGUUGAUGGAAUUGAACACUAUGUUGUAGCAAUUCGAAAUAUUUUCUCAAAUCAUUUAUCCACUCAUAAAAAGUUUGAUUUAAAAGGAUCUACAGUCGAUAGAGAAGCUUCGGAUAAAGAGAAAGAGAAAGAACUGCCAACGUUCAAAGAUAAUGAUUUUGUCAAGGAGAAAAUGAAGAUCUUUAUUGGAGAAGAAGCUAAGACAAAAUUAAUUGAAACGUUAACUGCUGAUGUUGAUUUUCUGACACGCCUACAUCUGAUGGAUUAUUCUUUACUUCUUGGGGUACAUAACUGCGCCCAAGCAGAAUUAGAAAAUAAGGAGCGCGCGGAAAAAGAGGAAGAAGAUGAUAAUCAUGAUGACGAAGAAGAUAGUGAGUCUGGUAGUGGAUUAGAGUGCCGUGGUCCAUUAGGAGAGCGGUUAUGGAGUUGGAGUGGUAUGACUGGAAUGGCUACACCCCCCGAAUCACCACAAGGUGUAUUAAUACGAGAUUCUAGCCUACAGUAUGAGGAUGCAAUCAUUCCUGAAUUAGAUAUAUAUGCUAUUCCAAGCUCUGAUAGUGCACCUGAAAAAGAAAUAUAUUUUCUAGCAAUUAUUGACGUUUUGACACAUUACGGUGUACGUAAACAAGCAGCCAAGGCAGCAAAAACUGUAAAAUAUGGAGCAAACGUAGAUGGGAUUUCAACUUGUGAUCCAGAACAGUAUGGAAAACGUUUUAUAGAAUUUCUAAUUAAAGCAAUAGAAUAAUACUUAAAGUUUGUACUAAGUUUGUACUAACACAACUUAACACAACUAUAUCUUAAUUAUCUGUCUAUUCAAGAAUUCCAAAAAUAUUACCUAACUAUUCUGAUAAGAAGUAAUCAAAAAUCAUACAGAAUUGUGAAAAUCAUAUUAUUAUUGAAGUAAAAUUCAAAACAAGAAUAAAAUAAAAUUUAAUAAUUAUCUAAAAUUAUAACAUGAAUAUAGUUUUCUUAGAUUCGAUGUAGAAAAUAAACGUUAUUUAUAAUAUUUUAUACUCUACAAUUUUUUUUCUUUUUCAAAAUGUCCAUACGAAACAAAAUUUCUUGCUGCUGUCAUUCUUUAAG
This is a messenger RNA of Copidosoma floridanum, 2328 nucleotides long. It is a transcript of the gene PIP4K, whose product is annotated as phosphatidylinositol 5-phosphate 4-kinase. Gene Ontology annotation, cellular component: plasma membrane. The record is from RefSeq and is a predicted model, not a curated record. Gene Ontology annotation, molecular function: 1-phosphatidylinositol-4-phosphate 5-kinase activity; 1-phosphatidylinositol-5-phosphate 4-kinase activity. Lineage: Eukaryota; Metazoa; Arthropoda; Insecta; Hymenoptera; Encyrtidae. Gene Ontology annotation, biological process: phosphatidylinositol phosphate biosynthetic process.